ACACCACCUUAAAUUGCGAUCGAGGUAAAGGGUAAAUGUUAGACAUCGUCAGGAUCUCGAACAAAAACAUGUAGACUUUUACUUGCGGUGAUUGCGGUGAAUUUGUGUUAGCCAGAUGAAAUAUUGGCACUACUCACAAGGGAACACUUGGCCCUCGCCUAGGGAGUCAAACAGCUCACAGACUAAUUUUACACACCAUCUAUCAUGCCCAAUUGGCCAUGACUAUGUAUCGUAAACAUUUUAGGUGUUAAAAGAAAGGGUGAUCCGAGCUAAAAUUGCCAAAAAAACCACUUUUAGAAGUUCACCUUUGAAGACACUUUAGCAUUUGGGUUCUGGUUAGGUUUAGCAUCACCUUUUACUUUGAGGGUUGUUAUUUGCUGCUCGAAUGUUUACUAUUUGUCGUCCAUAAUUUAUGUAAAAAUAUCAUUUUUUCCCCUCAGUCAUUUUUUUCAUAACACAAAUCCCCAUCCGCCAUAAUUUCCUUGUUUAAUUUCUUGGGUGCAAAAACGUUAGAGUUGUGCUUAGAGGUGUCAAUUAGAAUCCAAAUCCAUGAAUCCAAUCCAAUCCAUCCACCAAAUUAUCCACCUAAUCCAAUCCAUUUAAAUCCAAUCCAUUUGAUCCAAAUCCAAUUGGAUUGGUGGAUUCAUGGAUCAAUCCAUGGAUCCAAAUAGCAAAUUAUGAUUUGGUACCUAUAUUUUUUAUAUUUUAUAUUUCGGUACCUAAAAUUUAUGUUUUUAUACAAAAAAUACCAUUGGAAAAUUAUAUUUUGGUAUCUAAAAUUUUUCAUUAUGACAUUUUAGUACCAAAACUUUUCAAAUUUUACAUUUUUGUCCAAGCCUUGGAUGUCAUUUGGAUUCAUGGAUCAAUCCACCAAUCCAUUUGAUUCAAUCCAUGAAUCCACCAAUCCGUUUGAUCCAAUCCAUUUGAUCCAUGGAUCCACAAAUCCAAUCCACCAAUCCAAUCCAAUUGUCACCUCUAGUUGUGCUGACUAUUUUCCCCCUACUGGAUUCAAGCCCACAUAACCAGAAAAAUACGCAUGUCCGUAUGUAUUUGGGCUGCCUCUUCUCUUUUUGUCAGCCGGCCCAAUUUGUUUCCUAGUUUAUAAGUUACCAGUAUCUUCUCGUCUUCUCCACACUCCCGAGUCCCGAUACCCUUCCAUCCUUCGCUUUGGGAAGGCAGAGAAAGUCGGUAAAAGAGAAAUGGAGAAUCCGAGACUGUCGAUCGUAUUAGCCUUGAGUUUACUCUCCUUGGUGGGUUUAUCCGCCGCAAUCGAGUCGCCCCAGUUCUCAGUAGUUCACAAGGAAUCGGAUUUCGAGAUCAGACUGUACAGAAGAUCGACAUGGAUGGCCGCCCAAAUCAACCAACUUUCAUUCCAGAAGGCCACUUUGCUCGGCUUUCACAGGCUGUUCCAGUUCAUUCAAGGAGCCAAUCUGAACAAUUCCAGGAUUCCAAUGACAGCACCAGUAGUGACCAGCAUAGUUCCAGGGUCCGGUCCGUUCCACUCGUCCUCCUACUCGGUUCGAUUCUACUUACCGGUUAAGUUCCAGGACGACCCGCCAACGCCUCUCCCUGAACUGAAACUGGAGCCUUAUCAAUGGGAUGCUCACUGCGUGGCUGUCAGGAAGUUCUCUGGGUAUGCAAAGGAUGACAACAUCGUGAAAGAAGCUCAGAAGCUGGCCGUCAGCUUGAGCAGGUCUCCCUGGGCUCUUCCGAACGACGGAACUACUGAUUAUGCUUACUCCAUUGCACAGUAUGACUCCCCGUUUCAUUUCAUUGGUCGGGUUAAUGAAGUCUGGGCUGAUGUGAAGAGUUCUGGUGGUGGUGAUGAUGAUGAUGCCUGCGGUUCCAGUGGUAUAGCAGCUUACUGAAGGAGGAAUACUUCUAAGUUACCUGGUCUGUUGUUCCAUGUAUGUACAUGCUAUGUAGUUGUCUGGUUACUGUAUCUGUGUCCCAGGCAAUCCGACUCCGAGUAGCGAGAAGUCAUAUGAAUGCUGGAUUGUCGAAAUGGAUGGAUUGUUACAAAAUACGUGACUUGUGAAGUGUGAAGUAGAUGGAUUUCCAAGGAAUGCUGAAUUGUGUUGUAGUUUGGACUGAUCUAAAUAAGCAAUACUAAUAAGUGAAUUGUGGGACA
Linum trigynum is the source of this 2131-nucleotide messenger RNA. Lineage: Eukaryota; Viridiplantae; Streptophyta; Magnoliopsida; Malpighiales; Linaceae. The record is from the annotation of a GenBank genome assembly.